AUGGUCGUCGCAACAAUAAAGUGUGUAGUAGUUGGUGACGGUGCCGUGGGCAAGACAUGUCUUCUCAUCAGCUAUACGACAAACAAGUUCCCUUCUGAAUACGUGCCGACCGUUUUCGAUAACUAUGCCGUUACUGUUAUGAUUGGCGAUGAGCCAUACACCUUAGGCCUCUUCGAUACGGCUGGACAAGAAGAUUACGACCGCCUACGUCCCUUAUCUUACCCGCAAACGGAUGUCUUCCUCGUCUGCUUCUCUGUUACCUCGCCCGCGUCUUUCGAAAACGUCCGCGAGAAAUGGUUCCCCGAGGUGCACCAUCACUGCCCCGGCGUUCCUUGCCUCAUCGUAGGCACCCAGACGGAUUUGCGAGAUGACGCAAGUGUACGGGAGAAGCUAGGGAAGCAGAAGAUGAGCCCGGUCAAGAGGGAAGAUGGUGAGAGGAUGGCCAAGGAUUUGGGUGCAGUGAAAUAUGUGGAGUGCAGUGCGUUGACGCAGUAUAAGCUGAAGGAUGUCUUUGACGAGGCAAUUGUCGCCGCGCUCGAACCCCCAGCCCCAAAGAAAAAGCAUAGCAAAUGCUUGAUCUUGUAA
Molecule: messenger RNA, 585 nt
Organism: Drepanopeziza brunnea f. sp. 'multigermtubi' MB_m1
Lineage: Eukaryota; Fungi; Ascomycota; Leotiomycetes; Helotiales; Drepanopezizaceae
Biological process (GO): endocytosis; Cdc42 protein signal transduction; establishment or maintenance of cell polarity
Molecular function (GO): protein kinase binding; GTPase activity; GTP binding
Source: RefSeq, a predicted model, not a curated record